Microthlaspi erraticum is the source of this 537-nucleotide messenger RNA. The record is from the annotation of a GenBank genome assembly. Lineage: Eukaryota; Viridiplantae; Streptophyta; Magnoliopsida; Brassicales; Brassicaceae.
AUGGUGUUCUGGGUCAAAGUCACCGGCAUCCCUAUCCAUUUCUGGAACAAUGAGACUUUCAAAAAAUCGGAAAAGCGCUCGGUGUCGUCCAGACUAUUGAAGCUCAUCGAGCAAAAUUUCAAGUUUCCGUCAAUGCUGACGAGCCACUACAAUUUGAAAAGAAAGUGGGUUUCCCAAAUGGAGAUACAGCGAGAGCAGAAUAGACUCCGCCGGAUUGAGCUAAAUCAGGAACAAGCUCCCCUGCCUCGAGGAUACGGUGGAGGACCACAGUACGGCCGUCGUGAGGACCAGUACAAUGCGAGGAAAGGCCCCUCUGUACGUACUGGAGGUGGUGACUUUUAUAAAAACUCGCGAGGUCGCUACUCCCCAUCUCGUGUGACACAUGAUACUCGCUAUAUGCCGGAAAGAAAACGCGAGGUCAGCCAAGAGAGAGACCUACGGCUGAAGCUCAAAGAACAGAGAGAUGUCAGGGGGAAAGAUGUGUGGAACCGUGUUGCGAGGACCUCUGACACGAGAGGGCCUGCUAAUCGUGAAUGA